This is a messenger RNA of Eucalyptus grandis, 2332 nucleotides long. Its product is annotated as RNA-binding protein 39. Gene Ontology annotation, cellular component: nucleus. Gene Ontology annotation, molecular function: RNA binding. Lineage: Eukaryota; Viridiplantae; Streptophyta; Magnoliopsida; Myrtales; Myrtaceae. Bases 214 to 2010 code for a protein of 598 amino acids. Gene Ontology annotation, biological process: mRNA processing. The record is from RefSeq and is a predicted model, not a curated record. The transcript is spliced from 14 exons.
UGAAUUUCUUUCCUCGAAAUUUCUUCCCCUUCUCUCUCUCUCUCUCUCUCUCUCGCUUGCGGGGACCUCCGGAGUUAUCGUCGUCGCCACAUCACUGUCUGCUCCCAAAUCCGCUCUCGCAUCCUCUCGGUAUCGAGGUUCGGGUCUCGCUUCGUCCCUUCCGGGUGGAGGACUCUGGCCAGGCUUGCUGAGGGUUUCCCCUUGACUGGCACCAUGGAUUUUGACGAAUAUGAAUAUCUGGAGAAGACGGUUGAGAAUCCGGAACCACACAAGGUGAAGGAAGCUGUGAAUGGCGGUGAAGAAACCCUGAACUCUGGAGACAGGCGCAGAAGUCGGUCUUCGAAGCAUAAGGAAGAAGAGAAUGAGGAUGAUGCCGAUCAUCUCUCCAAACGCUCAAAGUCAGGGGGCAAACCCCGAGAUAAUGAUAGGCGCGGUUCUUCACGGCACCGGUCGCAGUCGAGGGACGGAGAGAGGGAUGGGCAUAAGAGUAGCCGGGAACGGAAAGAGAAGGGAAGAGACAGGGAAAGGGAUAGUGAGAGGGAGGACAGGAACGGGGGGGAGAGAGAUAGAGAUAGAGAUAAGCGUCGUGAUCGGGACAGGAGGGAACCCGACCGGGAUAGGGUUAUGGAAAGGGAACAAAAUAGGCCACGGAGAAGCAAGAGUCCUCCUGGAAGGCAUCGAGGUGGUCGGGAUGAAAUGGUCAGAGAAAGGAUUCGAGAUAUGGAGCAUGGAGAAAGAGAUAAAGAGAGAGAAUUUAAGGAACGGGAAAGAGAGACCAGGCCGCAUAAAGAAAAGAAGGAAGAUGCCAAAGAGCCAGAGGCGGAUCCUGAACGGGACCAGAGGACUGUAUUUGCCUAUCAGAUUAACUUGAAAGCAGAUGAAAGAGAUGUUUAUGAGUUCUUCUCAAGGGCUGGCAAGGUGCGCGAUGUACGUUUGAUCAUGGAUAGGAUCUCAAGGCGCUCCAAAGGGGUUGGAUAUGUUGAGUUCUAUGAUGCAAUGUCUGUUCCAAUGGCUAUAGCACUAUCUGGCCAGCCACUUCUUGGCAUACCAGUGAUGGUAAAACCGUCAGAAGCUGAAAAAAACUUGGUUCAGUCAACUGCAGCCGCAGCUGGAGGACCCGGUGGAUCAAUCGGUCCUUACUCAGGAGGUGCUAGAAGGCUUUAUGUUGGUAACCUGCAUACAAACUUGACAACUGAGCAGCUGAAAAAGAUUUUUGAGCCAUUUGGUGAGGUGGAGCUUGUGCAGCUACCACUUGACGAAUCUGGUCAUUGUAAGGGCUUUGGCUUUGUGCAGUUUGCACGUCUUGAGGAUGCCCGGAAUGCACUAAGUCUGAAUGGAUUGGAGAUUGCAGGACGGACUAUCAAGGUGUCAGCUAUUACUGAUCAAGCAGGAACACAGGAUGUUGGGACUAAUGCUGGAGAUUUUGAUGAUGAUGAAGGUGGUGGCUUGUCCUUGAAUGCGUCUUCGCGAGCAAGUCUUAUGCUGAAGUUGGAUCGGAGCGGAGCUGCAUCAAGCAUUGCUAGUUCUGUGGGCACUUCCGCCAUCAACAGCGCUGGUGCUACUCUUCCCUCAGGACCAAUUCUUGGCACGGCACCUGUGGUUCCUCCACUGGCUGCUUCUCUUAUGCAGCCAAAUAUUGCAGCCCUCACUGGACUUCCAGGAUCAGGUCUUCAGGUCACAGCUACAACUGGUCCUACAAUUGAUACAGUUGGUGUCCCAAGUGAAUGUUUGCUAUUGAAGAACAUGUUUGAUCCAACAUUAGAGACUGAACCAGAUUUUGAAUUGGACAUUAAGGAGGAUGUUCAAGAAGAAUGUUCAAAGUUUGGAAAUUUGAGGCACAUUUUUGUAGACAAGAAUAGCAGUGGUUUUGUAUACCUGAGGUUCGAGGAUACGCAGUCUGCAAGUAAUGCCCAACGAGCUCUUCAUGGAAGAUGGUUUGCUGGGAAGAUGAUAACCGCGACGUUCAUGGUACCCCUAACCUAUGAAGCUAAGUUCCCUGACAGCAGAUAGGAUUAUGGAGUCGGCUGCUCAAUUGCGCUGUUGCAAUCAUCGCAUAACGUGGACAUCACUGGUUGAGGUUUUUGUCGGGGAAUCAAGUUUCUUAAUUCACACAACCUAUGGGAAAGAGAAAGAGGGCCUGUCUAGCGUCUUGCUUUUCCUUUUCCUCGUCUCCGUCUUUUCCUAACUUGAUGGAAGCUUCUCCGUUUCUUGAACUUAUGUUCUUAGUCCUGUACUCCCAAUUGGCAGUGUUUGUGGGGAUUGUUGUACCAUAUGGAGUGGAAUUUUCAGGUGUAUUGUCCUAACGUUUAAUAGAGUUGAUUUUCCUUUGCAA